Motacilla alba alba is the source of this 1343-nucleotide messenger RNA. RefSeq names its product opsin-5-like. NCBI's taxonomy places the organism in Eukaryota, Metazoa, Chordata, Aves, Passeriformes, Motacillidae. Gene Ontology annotation, biological process: G protein-coupled receptor signaling pathway. Bases 111 to 1343 code for a protein of 410 amino acids. Gene Ontology annotation, molecular function: G protein-coupled receptor activity. The transcript is spliced from 6 exons. Gene Ontology annotation, cellular component: membrane. The record is from RefSeq and is a predicted model, not a curated record.
CGGACAGGACGGAGCGCUGUGCGGACGGUUCAGCGCACUGCCCAGCGGAGCUGUCCGUCGCCGGCGGUGCUGAGCGAGUGGCGGAACCGCCGGCGCCUCGCGGAGCCCCGAUGGGGAAUGCGUCCAACACCUCAGUGUUCACCUCCACCUUAUCGGAGAGAGAAGACCUGAUUUUUGGCACUCUCUAUUUAAUCUUUGGCAUCAUGUCCCUGUCUGGGAACUCACUGCUGCUGCUGGUGGCCCACCAGAAGAGGUCCCUGCUGAAACCUGCUGAGCUCUUCAUCGUCAACCUGGCCAUCAGCGACCUGAGCAUGACGGUGACGCUCUUCCCCUUGGCCACCUCCUCCUUCUUUGCGCACAGGUGGCUCUUCGACCAGGCCGUGUGCACCCUCUACGCCUUCUGCGGGGUGCUGUUCGGGCUGAGCAGCCUGGCCAGCCUGACGGUGCUCAGCACGGUCUGCUGCCUCAAGGUCUGCUACCCGGCAUAUGGGAGCAGGUUCUCGCGGGGCCACGCCGCCGGGCUGCUGCUGGCCGUGUGGGCCUACGCGCUGGCCUUCGCCGCCGCGCCCCUGGCCCGGUGGGGCCGCUACGGCCCCGAGCCCUACGGGACAGCCUGCUGCAUCGCCUGGGAGGCCUCCAGCAGGGAGGCCACGCUCUACAUCCUCGCCCUCUUGGUCUUCUGCUACCUGCUGCCCUGCCUGCUCAUCCUGGUGUCCUACGCGCUGAUCCUGUGGACGGUGUGGGUGUCGCGGAGAGCCGUGAGGCGGCACACGUCCCCCCGGCGCGGCGCCCGCGGCCUGCGCGGCCUGCACGGCCUGCACGGCCUGCACGGCCUGCUGCUCAGGCUGAGCGUCGCCGUGUGCCUGGGGUUCCUGGCAGCCUGGACUCCCUACGCCGUGCUCGCGCUCUGGGCCCUGCUGGGGGACGCCCGCCAGGUGCCAGCGCUGGCCUUCGUGCUCUCAGCCGUCUUUGCCAAGUCCUCGACGCUCUACAACCCGCUGGUGUACCUGCUCCUCAAGCCCAACUUCCACGCGUUCCUCUCCAGGGGCAGGGUGCCCCUGCGGGCCCUGCUGUGCUGCGGCUGCUGGGGCCGCCCCGGCGCCCGCGGGAGCUGCAGCGCUGUUCUGGAGUGCUUCAGGAGCUGCCCCAGGAGCUGUGCUCCCCCCCGGCUGCCCCGCAGCUCGGCCCAGCGUGGGGCCCUGGCCGGCAGAGCCGCGGGGCAGCCGGGGCGCGGGAGGACGGUGCCGGUGAUGGUGCUGCUCGCGCCGAGCGGGUCAGGCCUGGGCACUGCCAGCGUGGCAGGGGAGGCCCUGCCCUCGGCCGUGGCCAAGGACCUGCUCUGA